Molecule: messenger RNA, 1707 nt
Organism: Penicillium nucicola
Lineage: Eukaryota; Fungi; Ascomycota; Eurotiomycetes; Eurotiales; Aspergillaceae
Product: glycoside hydrolase family 32 protein
Exons: 1
Coding region: 1-1707 (568 amino acids)
Biological process (GO): sucrose catabolic process
Molecular function (GO): sucrose alpha-glucosidase activity
Source: RefSeq, a predicted model, not a curated record
AUGGGCGUCUUACUCGAGACGGUAUUAGCAUUCGGCCUGUUGGCCAGCUCGGCCUCUGGCAUGAACUAUACCGAGCCGUACCGCCCUCAAUACCAUUUCUCGCCCAAACAAGGCUGGAUGAAUGAUCCCAGUGGUCUGUUAUACCAUGAAGGCACCUAUCACCUCUUUUUUCAAUAUAAUCCGGGCGGAAUCGAAUGGGGAAAUAUGUCGUGGGGCCAUGCAACAAGCGAAGACUUGACCCAUUGGGAGGAACAGCCCGUCGCGUUACUUGCGCGGGGCUAUCCUUAUACUGUGACGGAGAUGUUCUUCACUGGGAGUGCUGUUGCAGAUGUCAAUAACACCAGUGGGUUCGGCAUCGACGGGAAGACCCCCCUGGUUGCUAUGUAUACUUCCAUGGUAAGUCUACAGGACCAUCCCAUCCUAUACUCCUAUCAUAUCCAAGAAUUACUCUCACAAUACCAAACACAGUAUCCUCUAAGUCAAACAUUACCCAGUGGUAAAGAAGUCCUCGCAGAACAACAAUCCCAAUCCGUCGCCUACAGUCUAGACAACGGCAAGACCUGGACAACAUAUGACGCCGCCAACCCAGUUAUCCAUAAUCCGCCAGCGCCCUACGAAACCGAGUACGAAAACUUCCGAGACCCAUUCGUAUUCUGGCACGAGGAAACCCAGAAAUGGAUCGCAGUGACAGCGCUCUCCAAACUCCACAAACUCCUCCUCUGGAGCUCCCCCAAUCUCAAAGACUGGUCACCACUCAGUACAUUCGGACCCAGCAACGCAGUCAGCGGCGUAUGGGAGUGCCCAAAUCUUUACCCUCUCCCUCUUUUCAACCCCAACGACCAAGACUCCUACUCCUCAAAAUGGAUCAUGGUCGUAGGCCUUAACCCCGGCGGACCCCCCGGCACAGUCGGAUCUGGCACACAGUAUUUCAUCGGAGAAUUCGACGGUACGACAUUCACCCCGGAUCCAAGCAAUGUCCACCCAGACAAUGAAACCGCCAAUUGGCUCGAUUGGGGCCCGGACUUUUAUGCGGCCGCUAGUUUCAACGGUCUACCGGACGGCGAGAGAGUCCACCUUGCUUGGAUGAAUAACUGGCAGUACGGCGCUGCGAUACCGACUGAUCCGUGGCGAAGUGCGAUGACUCUUCCGCGUCGACUAUCUUUGGAGAUGGUUGGCGAGGAGAUCGAGCUUCUCCAGCGGCCGCAUGGGAAUCUGCAAAGUAUCACGGGCCACAGCCUUGUAUCGCAUUCCUGGCACUCUGUAUCGAAGGGGUCGGUGAAUCUCGGUUCGCUGGGCAAGGCAUUCCGUGUUGCUUUGAGCUUUGCGGAUCAUGAUGCUGGCGGUUCUCGGGCUUCUGCGUUUGCGAUUUCUGUACGUGCUACGUCGGAUUUUGGGCAGCAGACGCUUGUUGGGUAUAAUUUUACUAGUAAGGAGGUUUUUGUGGAUCGGCGGGGGUCCGGGGAUGUUGCUUUUGAUGGGACUUUUGGGAGUCUUUACCAUACGCCUUUGGCGGCGGAUUCUGAUGGGCGGGUGAAUCUGCAGAUUUUUGUCGACUGGUCAAGUGUUGAGGUUCUUGGAGGGAGGGGAGAGGUUUCGUUGACUGCGCAGAUUUUCCCUGAUGCAGACUCUACUCAUGCUCGGCUUGUUUCGGUGGAGGGUAGCACUGCAGAUGUUGAAAUUCGGGCUCAUAGAGUCGGUUCGGAGUGA